AUGUCACCUCCAAGCGCAAUCGAUGUUGACGUUCAGGCAGUUGACGACACCACUGCCAUCACCAUCCCUAACCCUCUCACACUCGAAGAUGUCUCCAAGAGACGCGAAGCUACUGGAAAAUUGAUCGCCGGAGUCGCCGCCGUAGCAAACGUCGAGCAAUUCAAAGGCGGGAAGCACCACCUCCACAAGCCCAAGGCUAGGAGAUGGGACCACUACCUGAACGUCGAAGCCUCAUCACGCAAAGGCAACUCCCUCAAAGCCGCUGCCAAAUACCUCAAGAAACCCGGCAUCAUCUCCCUAGGCGGCGGUCUGCCUUCGGCCGAAUACUUCCCCUUUGACGAACUAUCCAUCAAGGUGCCUCAAAUCGGGCAUUUCUCAGAAAAAGAGACGCGUGAAAACGGUGCUGUGCUGACAGCUGGAAAGUCUGAUUUGGCAGAUGACAAGAGUCUGUUCGAUAUCACUACUGCAUUCAACUAUGGCCAGGGCUCUGGGUCCGCGCAGUUGUUGCGUUAUCUCAUAGAGCAUACGGAGAUUGUGCACAAUCCUCCUUACCAAGAUUGGUACUGCAACAUGACGAUUGGGUCGACAUCUGCUCUGGAUGUCGCAUUGAGAAUGUUCGUGCAGCGUGGCGAUGUCGUCUUGACCGAGGACUACACCUUUGCAACUGCUGUUGAGACUGCAGCACCUAUGGGUGUACGCAUGGUUGGAGUCGGUCUGGACGACGAAGGUCUGCUCCCAGAAUCCCUCGAUGAUGUUCUAAGCAACUGGGACGAAGCGGCUCGCGGUGCCAGAAAGCCUUUCCUGCUCUACACCGUCCCCACAGGCCAGAACCCCACUGGAGCCACUCAGAGCGAGCAGAGACGCAGAGAGGUGUACAAGGUGGCUCAGAAGCACGAUGUCUACAUUCUAGAGGACGAGCCAUACUACUUCUUGCAGAUGCAGCCAUACACAGGUCCAGACUCGCCAGACGUGCCGCCGCCAAAGACUCAUGCCGAGUUCUUGAAGUCGCUGGUGCCUUCGUUCCUGUCCCUGGACACAGAUGGCCGUGUCAUGCGUAUGGAUUCAUUCUCAAAGGUUGUUGCUCCUGGAGCGCGUGUUGGGUGGAUCACAGCAUCGCAGCAGAUCGUCGACAGAUUCAUCAAGCACAUCGAUGUCAGCACACAAGCACCUAGCGGUAUCAGCCAGCUGGUCCUGUUCAAGUUGCUAGAUGAGCACUGGGGCCACGCAGGUUUCUUGGAUUGGCUCGUUCACAUCAGAAUGGAAUACACGCAGCGAAGAGACGUCAUGCUCGGAGCUUGUGAAAAGUACCUGCCCAAAGAGGUCAUGAGCUGGAAGCCGCCAAUGGCUGGCAUGUUCCACUGGCUUCAGAUCGAGUAUGAGAAGCACCCUGACCACAAGAACAUGUCGAUCGCAGAGCUCGAAGAGAAGAUCUUCCAGACAAUCGUCGACCACGGCGCAUUGGUCAUGAAGGGCUCGUGGUUCUAUGCAGACAGCCAGGCCAAGCACGACACCAUGUUCUUCAGAUCAACAUACGCAGCUGCGCCAUUCGAGAAGAUCGAGGAGGCCAUCAAGCGUCUCGGAGACGCAGUCAGAGAGGAGUUUGGGCUCAAGAGCCAGUAG
Messenger RNA from Aureobasidium namibiae CBS 147.97, 1620 nucleotides. RefSeq names its product PLP-dependent transferase. The coding region runs from base 1 to 1620 and encodes 539 amino acids. The transcript has 3 exons. NCBI's taxonomy places the organism in Eukaryota, Fungi, Ascomycota, Dothideomycetes, Dothideales, Saccotheciaceae. The record is from RefSeq and is a predicted model, not a curated record. Gene Ontology annotation, biological process: L-tyrosine biosynthetic process; aromatic amino acid catabolic process. Gene Ontology annotation, molecular function: pyridoxal phosphate binding; L-2-aminoadipate:2-oxoglutarate transaminase activity; aromatic-amino-acid:2-oxoglutarate transaminase activity.